CAUGUCGCCCAUGAAGCUGUGUGUUCCAGGUGACAAGCUAUGCAGUGUAGAAGACUGUAUUCCCGGCACAGGAGUUUAUCUACGGCACGGCUACAUUUACUCCUCACUAGCAGGAUACGUGCUCAGGAAAAAUGAGGGAGAGGAGUUGCCAGUGAUCUCAGUGGUGAGGGAAACAGAAACACAAUUACUACCAGAUGUAGGAGCAAUAGUCACCUGUAAGGUGACCAGCAUCAACCCCAGGUUUGCCAAGGUCCACAUCCUUUAUGUAGGCUCCACACCGCUGAAGGACCGCUUCAGAGGGACAAUCAGGAAAGAAGACGUGCGUGCAACAGAGAAAGACAAGGUGGAGACAUACAAAAGCUUCAGACCUGGCGACAUCGUCUUGGCGAAAGUUAUUUCUCUAGGUGACGUGCAGUCUAACUACCUGUUGACAACAGCAGAGAACGAACUGGGGGUGGUGGUGGCACACAGUGAAGCAGGUGCCCAGAUGGUUCCCAUCUCCUGGUGCGAGAUGCAGUGCCCGCGGACACACGGCAAAGAGUUCCGCAAAGUUGCGCGAGUGCAGCCGGAGUAUCUACAGGCAUGAGACAACCUCUUUCUAACACAAGGAACACACAGCUUCCCCUCCUCCUUUCACUCCCUGUCGUCACGUAGCCUUGCGACUCUGUUUCAGAGGUUUUCUGAGAGACUGGACGACAUGCGUAUUGUUGGCUACUUUCUGGUUUUGUGUCUUUCUUAAGUGUUUUUUAAAUAGCGUUCCCUCUGCACAUAGUGUCAUCAUUUGAUUGUGCCAGCUUAAAAACACUGAAGCAGCGUAGGACCAAACUGACGGGAAAUAUUCUGAAUGAUGUAGCGAUUGUUGUGAAGACAUUUUUAAACUGAAGUCUGUGCAUGUGCCAGCAUCAGGGGGUUUUAAAGUUGUCUUUCAAUUGCUUGUUGGCAACCUGAUGAGAACUAACUCGGGAUGUUACAUUGCAACUGCCAAACUUCCUGAGUGACCACCAUGUUGAGAAGCUAAAAGCGUAAGAAUUUUGUGCCGAGUGAAGAACAGUCUUUUUUUUUUUUUUUUCUUACUCAGUUGAAAAAAAAGUAUUAUGGCUGAUCAUCAGGUCACUGGAAGGAUGAAGCAGUUGGUGCAUGUUGCCGGGUGCUUGGUUAAGACAAGGCCCGGGCUGCAUUUUGUAACCAGAGAGAUUAUUUAAAGGGCAGUGGCUGUUUUUACUUUAAAAUCAGGUGAGUUCAACCAAAGUUGCUGCACUUUGAAACUUCUUCUGUGUGAUGUCAUGUAUGCAACGGACUGCUUUUUUUUUUUUUGUUUUUUGGUUCAUUACAAGAACAAAAACAUAAAUUUCCUCAGGUCCAGUUUCAUACUCCUUUCCUCUCAGUUUCAGGUAAACUGAUGGACAAAUGUUGUCCACACAGCAGUUUUAAAGGAGAGUAGAUGUGAUUCUGAGAGCCUGAUGUUCAAUCAGAAUUACAACACAGCUACCAACGUGCGGAAUAUUGAAGAUCAGCGUAUGAUAGUCUGAUAUUUCUUUUUUGUUUUCCUGCUUAUUUUCAAAACUAAAUGAUCUUGAGCCUACAAACAAGCAUAAAUCUUUCUAUUUUAUCUUUGAAGUAAAGCUUACUUUGACUUUCCUAAUUCCUUCUACACUUUAAAGCAGAUGUCAUUCAUGUGCAAGAUCGAAAUAAAAUGACUAUUGAAGCCA
Plectropomus leopardus (leopard coralgrouper) is the source of this 1709-nucleotide messenger RNA. It is a transcript of the gene exosc1, whose product is annotated as exosome component 1. Gene Ontology annotation, biological process: RNA processing. The record is from RefSeq and is a predicted model, not a curated record. NCBI's taxonomy places the organism in Eukaryota, Metazoa, Chordata, Actinopteri, Perciformes, Serranidae. Gene Ontology annotation, cellular component: cytoplasm; nuclear exosome (RNase complex). Gene Ontology annotation, molecular function: RNA binding.